AUGGAGAACAACAUGGCGAAAAAAGGGAAGCGAUACAACGGCAUCAACGAACACGUAGAUAGACUGCAACUUUACACGAUAGACGAAGCUGUCUCCCUGGUCAAAAAAACGGGCAGUGCGAAGUUUGAUGAAACCGUGGAUUUAGCAUCACGUCUCGGUAUAGAUGCCCGACAGGCAGACCAGAAUAUCCGAGGCAUUGUCGCGCUGCCACACGGAACAGGAAAAUCUGUUCGUGUUGUCGUCUUCGCCCAGGGCGAUCUGGCACGACAAGCCGAAGAGGCCGGGGCAGAUUUCGUUGGAACAGACGAUCUUGUUGAUAAAAUCGUUGACGGAUGGCUCGAUUUUGACGCAACAAUUGCAACACCGGAUCUGAUGCGAAAUAUCAUGCCCAAACUCGGGCGAGUCCUUGGACCGAGAGGCUUAAUGCCUAACGCCAAGGCAGGUACCGUCACAACGGAUGUUGCCGAAACCAUACGAGAUAUCAAAGCAGGACAAAUCGAAUACCGAGCAGAACGCUCCUCCGGUAUUGUUCAUGUCCCAAUCGGCAAAGUGUCAUUCGAGGAAGAAAGUAUUAAACAAAACCUCAACGUAGUGAUGAGUGCACUCGUUGCCGCUCGUCCGUCCGUGGUGAAAGGCAGAUACAUUCGGAGCGUUGCUAUAUCAGCAACAAUGGGAGCUGGUAUCCGGAUAGAUCCACAGCAAUUUGCAUAA
Messenger RNA from Geodia barretti, 711 nucleotides. Lineage: Eukaryota; Metazoa; Porifera; Demospongiae; Tetractinellida; Geodiidae. The record is from the annotation of a GenBank genome assembly.